Messenger RNA from Salvia hispanica, 3976 nucleotides. The record is from RefSeq and is a predicted model, not a curated record. NCBI's taxonomy places the organism in Eukaryota, Viridiplantae, Streptophyta, Magnoliopsida, Lamiales, Lamiaceae.
CUCUCUCUUCCUCUCUCUCUCUAGCCCUCCAUUUUCAUAAGGGCUGAGAAGGAGAGGAGUCUGAAUCAUCAUCAACCAGUUUCCUAAUACCAAUCACAAUCCAACAUUAUAUGGAAACGAUCUCUUGAUCAGACAGACUUUCCCAAGUUUCAGGAGUUCAAGGGGAAGAGAGAAAAUGGAGAGUGGAGGGGAGUUGAUCAAAGGGAAUGAGGAGAGGAUUUUGGUGUGUGUGAGAUUGAGGCCGUUGAACGACAAGGAAAUCUCGAACAACGAUGUUUCAGAUUGGGAAUGCGUCAGUAGUGAUACUCUUGUUUACAAGAAUGUCGGCCAUAUCGCUUCAGCCACAUCCACCUAUCCCACAUCCUACACAUUUGAUCGCGUGUUUGGGAGUGAUAGCUCCACGAAAACAGUGUACAAGCAAGGAGCCAAGGAUGCUGCUAUGUCAGUUGUCCAUGGAGUGAAUUCGACUAUUCUCGCGUAUGGUGAGAGGAGCAGUGGGAAGACGUAUACGAUGACUGGGAUUACUGAGUCUGCUGUUGCAGAUAUAUAUGAUUAUAUAGAAAAGGUGCUCUUUUUUAAUGCUAAUAUUUCAGAUUUAGAGGCUAAUGUUUGGUUUGCUUAUCUGAUGAGUGAUGAUUUUCAGAAUCCGGAAAGAGAGUUCGUUGUGAAGUUCACUGCUAUGGAGAUAUAUAAUGAAUGUGUCCGCGACCUGCUUAGUACCGAUAACGCCCCUCUAAAACUCGUAGAUGAUCCAGAGAGAGGAACCGUGAUAGAGAAUCUCACCGAGGAAAUCUUGAGGGACCGAGAUCAUCUCACUGAGCUGAUGUUUAUCUGCCAAGCUCAUGGAGACGCGUCGCCUAAUAAACUGAGCCUCCGAUCUCACCAGAUUAUUAGACUGACGAUUGAAAGCUCUCCACGCAGCAAUUUAGAGUGGGACGGCUCCAGCACUCUUGCAGCCACCGUGAACUUCGUUGAUCUGUUUGGAACACAACGAUCGUCUCAAUCAUCGUCUACUGGAACGAGGUUUAAAAAAGGCAGACACAUUGAUCAAAGCUUGCAGACUCUGGGUGCUGUUAUUACCAGCCUGAGCAAGGGAGGAGAAGAAACCAUACCUUAUAAAAACUCCAAGCUAACUCGAAUCUUGCAAACAUCGCUGGGAGGAAACGCUAGAACUGCCAUCAUAUGCACGAUGAGCCCUGCUCGUAGCCACAUUGAGCAAUCAAGGAACACACUUCACUUUGCGAGCUGUGCAAAGGAGGUACUUACCAAUGCACGUGUCAAUGUAGUCGUCUCCGACAAAGCAUUGGUGAAGCAUCUGCAGAAGGAGCUGGCAAGGCUCGAGGAUGAGAUAAGAGGUAGCCCUUCCAGCGUCUCGCCUCAAAAUUUCUCAGCAUUACUCAGAGAGAAAGAUGAUCAGAUUGAAAAGCUGGAGAAGGAGGUCAAAGAUCUGAUCCUGCAACGAGAUAUUUUCGAGUCGCAAGUUAAAGAUCUGUCGAAAAUGGUUGGAGACACUGCAAGUUCAAUCACACAGCAAUCAGGAGUGGGGAACUACCCUCACUUACGAGUGCAACGUUCACCGGAUGUAUACCACCAAGAGCAAAUCAGUUGUAAAUUGUCAUACUCGGAUGCUGAGGCCUCGGAUAUCUUCAGUCGCAGCAAUUCAGAGUGCCGUCCUGCAAAAGUUGCGUAUGUUAAUUAUAGCAACAGCAAUGCAUCUCCAAGCACCCUACCAAGCGCUUCACGCUAUACCGAGAGUGAACUGUUUUAUGGUUGGCACGAGAUCGACAACCAAACUAGUUCCGAUUUGGAGGACUUGUGCAGGGAGGUGAACUGCCCCGACAAGGAGUAUUGCAGAGGUGCAGAGAAUAAUUCCAAAUUCUCGUAUUUUCAAGUCGACACUCGAUUUCCUGUAGGCAAGGUGCAUGUACCACCCAGAAUAAGGCCCUCCAAAGAAUCAACUUCAGCAACGCCUGCUAAAGAGAGCGAUGAUCAUAGCUCCACCGAGACUCCUGAGAGCACUGUGUCAUCUCUUCCAAAGAAUUCUAUGUCGCAUGAUCAAGCUAGGAUCGGAUUUCUCAAUAGAAGUAUGCAGUUGGUGAGGAGCCUGAGCUGCAACUCUAGUCAUAUCUCCGGAUCGCCUUCUCCAUGGUUCAAGAUCACAGACUACACACCAGAAAAAGAAUGUCAGAGCUGUAAGAGGAAGCUAUGUGAAUUAAACUCUGGUUCCGGCUCGGAGAGAUGCCAAUCUCGCCCCAAAGGCUCGCCUGGUAUGGAGAGCGCCAGACCAGCAAGAGGAGCUUCGAGUGGCGAUAACUGUGCUCCCGACACGAAGAAAAAAGGCAAUGAUCUUCUCACUACUGAAGAAGAAAAGACUAAAAACAAAGAAAAGGUGAAGGAUGUGAAAGAAGAUAAAUUCAGAGGUCUUACAAGUUGGCCAGUAGAAUUCAAGAGGCUUCAGAGAGAAAUAAUUGAACUUUGGCAUGCUUGCAAUGUUGCAUUAGUCCAUAGAACAUACUUCUUCAUGCUCUUUCAAGGCGACCCCACGGAUGCUAUCUAUCUCGAGGUGGAGAUCAGGAGGAUGAAGUUGUUGAAGGACAAAUUCCUUCAAGGGGAGAAGGUUUUUGUCGAUGGACAACGCCUAUCGCUCUCCUCAAGUGCGAAGGCCCUUCGUCGGGAGAGGCGGAUGUUGAGCGACCAGAUGAUGAAGAGGAUGACGGAGAGAGAAAGAGAGAAGCUCUUCACCGAGUGGGGAAUCGAUCUCGACUCCAAAAUGAGAAGGCUGCAGCUGGCUAAUCUGGCUUGGUCCAAGGCAGGAGACAUAAACCACAUCAACAAGAGUGCAAAUCUUGUUGCAAAGCUGGUCGGGUUUCUUGACCCAGGCCAGACUCCGAGCAAAGAGGUGUUCGGGAUGAAUCUAACGCCUAAGUAUUCCACAGGAAUCUGCACUUACAAACGCAGUCUUGGAUCUCUCCUAUGAUGUUCUUCACUACAUACGGCUGCAUUUGUAAUAGUUUAUUGACAUGUAAAAUAAGGGCCCUCUAAAAUUUUGCACACAUUGCUCUUUCUUGUUUUUGCAUUUAACAAACAUUAAAAAUUUUACAUAGAUUUUGCAAUGUUGCUUAACAUUGUCUGCUUGCGGCAGGAAAUAGAAAAAAAUAAUUUAAAUAAACAAUCAAAAUGCAAAUUUUCACACAUCAGAACUUGCAGUCUCAAUCAUGAUUAACUAAUUCAAAAGAUUUUUGCUGAUUCUAGAUAGGCAUAGUGGCAUUCCUCAAUUACUUUGCCUUCUCUUCUUCAGCUUUAGGUUUUUCUGCAUCCGAUGCUGGCUUCUGCUCCUCAACCGAGCAUGUUUGGGGCUCCAAAACAUGUUUGUCUUCUACUUUCUCUGAUGUCUCAGUCUUGGAAUUCUCAGCAGGUUUCUCUUCGAUCACGUUCUCAUCUGUAUCUGCAGCCUUCUCCACCUCAGGUAACUCGGGUUUCUCAAUUGAUACCUCACAUGGCUUCUCUUCUGAAAGCUUCUCUUCAGCAUCUGAGGCUGGUUCCUGCUUCUCAGUUUCUUUUGGUUCCUCGGGUUUCUUCUCUUGUGUUUCAAUAAUCUCAGCUGGACACUUUUCCACACUUCCCUCAGCCUCUGGUGUUUCAGGUGUCUUCUCCGGAGCUUCAACCGUUGUAACCUCUGGUGUUUCAGGUGUCUCCUCCGGUUUCUUCUCAGGUGUUUCCACAAUCUCAGUUGAUUUUUCAUCUGUUUCCUUCUUCUCAGAGUCCAGAGCUGGACACUCAGCCUCUGGUGUUUCAGGUGUCUUCUCUGGAGCUUCAACCGUUGUACUCUCAGCAAGCUUCACUUCCUCUACUUUCGUUUCUUCAUCCGAAGCUGGUUUCUUCUCCUCAGCCUUCUCUGUCUCCAGAGUUUCAGGUGCCUUAUCAGCACAAGGUAUCUCUACUGCCUUGUUUUCCUCAGGUUUUUCUGUCUCAGCAG